Molecule: messenger RNA, 1812 nt
Organism: Sugiyamaella lignohabitans
Lineage: Eukaryota; Fungi; Ascomycota; Dipodascomycetes; Dipodascales; Trichomonascaceae
Exons: 1
Coding region: 1-1812 (603 amino acids)
Source: RefSeq, a predicted model, not a curated record
AUGGAGUCUCCAUCGCUUCAUCAGCGAGACGGAGCGCAUAUGACUGUUUACGAUGUUACAGCUCCUUUAGAUGAUAUUGGGAGUCCAAUCGCAUCGCAGCAGCUAAUUUCGGAUUACGAUUUUGGAAACAGUUAUGGUCACCCUUGUAUUGUAUCAUACAGUGCUCCUAACGUGGCCUUCACAAAUGUCAGGCUAACCUUGAACAUUACAUGUCAGGGAAGCCAAUACGAUCGGUUGGGUCGUAUUUAUAUUGGGGAGACUGAAAUAUGGAGAAUGUCCACUGCUGAGCCCAAUGGACAGGAUAUAUCUUCUGGCUAUGUGAAAGACGUAACUAAGUUUCUCUCACUGUUUAAGCAGUCUGGCCAGAAAGUCACAUUUGAUCUUGGCAAUAUAUUAGACUCAACUUAUACUGGCACCUUCGUCGCAAGCCUAACAGCUGACUUCUUCAAUUCACCAUCUACCUCUAGUUCAAAUGGAACUGUUGCUGAUAGUAUUAUCAAAAAUACGAAUCCACCUGAUCAAAUCACGGGUCUUGCUCCAUCGCUCUACUGGACCAGCCCUGAUCAACCUAUGAAUGCCCAACUGCCAAUGCUCUCUCGAAACACAACACGCGUUGCUAUAAACAUUGCUGCGACAGGGAAUUCAGGCGAAGAGUUUUGGUAUACUCAUCUUAUUAACCCAUACGGAAAUGGAAGGAAUACGGGAAACAAUGGACCGGGUAGAUUCGUUGAGGUUUAUGUGGAUGGCCAACUAGGAGGUAUUGCAGUCCCUUAUCCUGUUAUAUAUGCUGGAGGAUUUGCACCUUCAAUGUGGGCUCCCAUAGUAGGAUAUAGAGCAUUUGAUUUGCCGUUCUAUGAAGUAGAUCUGUCACCACUUCUACCACUAUUUUGGAGUCAGCCUACAAAUAUUACCUUAAAAGUGUCAAAUGGCGAGCAAGAAUCGAAUUCUUUUGCUACCGAUGAGAAUUGGUUUGUUAGUGCUAGUGCCAUGACCUGGGAAACUGAAGGUGUGAUUGGAUACGGUGGGAUUGUGCCAACUACGAGUGACAACAAAGCCUACACCUUUGUUUCUCCCUCUCAAGCGAAUCUCAAUAAAAACUCUGAUAUUGUACAGGUGGUCCAAAACGAUUUUGAUAUCUACCUCCAGGCAAAUCUACUCUAUGCGAAAUCCAGCAAUAUUGAAUCGGUUACAGUUGCUUGGUCUCAAUCAGCGCAUUACGCAAACUUACAGAACAAUACAAAUCAAGGAAACUCACAAUAUAUUGCACUGAUUUCUCAAUUCACUGACGCAUUGACAAUCAACGGCAAUCCUGUACUAGCAUCUCAACAGUCGACAUCAGACUCUCUGGAAAUUAAUCUAGGCGAUGAUACAGCUACAAAUGUAUCUACGGUAUCAAUAGUUCGCGCAUAUGUGGAGUCAAAUAUGAAUACCAAGACCCAAUGCUUUCAGAAUGGUACUGCAGAGUCUGUCAUUCAGGGUGCCCUCGAGAUGUCUAGUAACUCCUCAAAUACCAUCUCUUAUCAACAGUUAUCUCUUUCGAAUGGCCAUCUUUAUAGUAGAGAUAUGAGUGCUGACUAUUUGAACGUGAUUGCUGAUACUUCUUCGUCGUCAAACGUCGGAGGAAGCUAUGCCAGCUCCUUGACCGGCAAUCAACAUUACCUGGGACUGGCUGACAAUGCAAUCAGCCAACUGAACAGUAGCGGUUUCUUAGAGGGAGCUAGUACACAAGACUAUACAUCCAUAGUGCAACAACCAAGUAAUACCACUUUGUCUCAAUCCGGUUUCAAGAAUCUAGCUCUUGUGCUUGGAUAG